Messenger RNA from Talpa occidentalis (Iberian mole), 682 nucleotides. RefSeq names its product family with sequence similarity 162 member B (gene FAM162B). The coding region runs from base 87 to 575 and encodes 162 amino acids. The transcript is spliced from 4 exons. NCBI's taxonomy places the organism in Eukaryota, Metazoa, Chordata, Mammalia, Eulipotyphla, Talpidae. The record is from RefSeq and is a predicted model, not a curated record.
GAGCGCGGCGGGCCAGGCUGGACCCGGGGUGGGGGACCUCACGUUCUGUUGUGCCUGAGGCUGCGGGCACGAAAACGGGGCGCAGCAUGCUGGUGCCCGUGGGGAACCUCGUUCGCCUCCGGUUGGGACACUUAGUCCGUUGCGCCCCGUGCGCGCCUCGAGAAGCCCUGCGGCGACCCCUCGAGUCUUUCUGUUCCCAGGGUCUACCCUGCUACUCCAGCGGCGGGGCCCCCAACGGCUUUGGGCCCCAAGGUCAGGCAGGGAAGGUUCACAGGGUCCCCGCCGAGCACAAACCUUCGCAAUUCGACAAGAAAAUUCUGCUGUGGACCGGGCGUUUCAAAGCGAUGGAGGAGAUCCCGCCGCGGGUCCCGCCAGAAAUGAUAGAUGCUGCAAGGAACAAAGCUCGAGUGAAAGCUUGUUACAUAAUGAUUGGACUCACAAUUAUUGCCUGCUUUUUGGUGAUAGCAUCAGCCAAAAGGGCUGCAGAACGACAUGAAUCUUUAACAAGUUGGAACCUGGCAAAGAAAGCGAAGUGGCGUGAAGAAGCUCUGGCCGCACAGGCAAAGGCUAAAUAAUAUUCUAAAUGACCAAGUGUGCAUUAGGAUAUCAUCACUACUAUCAGCAACAAUAAAAGAUUGGUGAAAGAGAGUAACAAAAUACUUGCCAUGUUUUCUUUUGGUGA